Coccinella septempunctata (seven-spotted ladybird) is the source of this 717-nucleotide messenger RNA. RefSeq names its product extensin-like. The transcript has a single exon. The record is from RefSeq and is a predicted model, not a curated record. Lineage: Eukaryota; Metazoa; Arthropoda; Insecta; Coleoptera; Coccinellidae. Bases 1 to 717 code for a protein of 238 amino acids.
AUGCAACCCAACCCACACGCCCACCACCUUCGCACCCCAACCCACGCCUCCCCACCCACGCACACCAACCCACGCACCUCACCCACGCCUCCCACCCACGCACUCCAACUCACGCACCUCACCCACGCACCUCACCCAUGCAACCCAACCCACGCGCCCACCACCUUCGCACCCCAACCCACGCCUCCCCACCCACGCACACCAACCCACGCACACCAACCCACGCACACCAACCCACCCACACCUACCCACGCACCUCACCCACGCACCUCAACCACGCCUCCCACCCACGCACUCCAUCCCACUCACCCCAGCCCACGCACCUCUCCCUCUCAACCCAACCCACGCAACCUCACCCACGUCUCCCACCCACGCACUCCAGCCCACGCACCUCACCCACGGAACCAACCCACGCAACCUCACACACGCCACCCACCCAACCUCACCCACGCAACCCAACACACGCAACCUCACCCACGCAAUCCAACCCACGCCACCCAACCCACGCCACCCAACCCACGCCACCCAACCCACGCCACCCAACCCACGCAACCCAACCCACGCAACCCAACCCACGCUUACCAAUCACGCAUCCCAACCCACGUUUUUUUUUUUUUCCUUUUUUUUAUCCGCGCAUCCCACCUACGCAUCACAACCCACGCAACCCAACCCACGCCUCCCACCCACGCAUCCCAACCCACGCACCCCAACCCAUGA